GAAGGUGCACACGAUGAAUCGCUUGAGCUUCGUGGUGUGGUGGGGUCUGGUGACUGCCACCGUCGUGACUGCAGCAGCGCGAGUGGACACUACAUGCUUGAAGGCUGCUUCUACGUCGAAGGAGGAUACCCGAGUCCUAGAUUGCUACCCGUACCAAGCAGGCUUCCCCAACGCGACGGAGGAGUUCUGCCUCGCACAAGGGUGUUGCUGGGACUCUUCUCGAUCGCCACAGUGUGUAUUCGGCACAGUGCCUGUCCCUACACCCACACGAUGCUCUGCCGUGCCAGUACUGUCGCGCGUGGCCUGUCGAAACCCGCGGUACUUUAUCCGUCCGUCGAAUGCGUCCGAUUGCACCGCCAUGGGGUGCUGCUUUGACGAGUCCCAAACUUCCACCGACCCCAAUACAGCAUGCUUCCAGCCGGCUGCUCCUGGAUACCAUCUCACGCAUUGGGAGGAAGUUGCGUCAGGGUACUCUGGGACGCUCAUGCUAUCGCAAGAAGACACGACGACCCGAGGGCCGUUUGGCAACGACAUUGCGACGCUGUCCGUUCACGUGCAUUUGGAAUCACCUACGCGCGUGCGGGUGCGCAUCUUCGACCCUUCGUUCCCGCGUUACGAAGUUCCUCUCCCUCUCUUCAACGCGUCCAUGUCAUCAUCGGACCAGAAGCGGCUCUACGGCGUAUCCGUGACCACGUCGCCCUUUGGACUCGCCAUUACCCGCUUGUCCACGAACGAAGUGCUGUUCAACUCGACGCCCGGACCUUUCAACGGUCCCCUCGUCUUCUCCAACCAGUUCCUGGAACUAUCCACGAGCGUGCCGUCGUCGCCAAAGCUGUUUGGGCUCGGCGAACACGUCGGGCGGUUGGUCGAUCCGGCGCAUGGCGACCACUACACCCUCUGGACGCGGGACCGGCUCGCGAACGCCGGCAACGCACACACAGCUAGCGGCGGGGACAACGAGUACGGCGUUUACCCGUUCUACAUCCGCGUGGAACAAGCCGACCCCGCGCUCGCCCACGGGGUAUUCAUCCUCGGGAGCAACGCGAUGGAGGUGGUGGCAUCCCCCGACGCCAUCACGUUCCGGACGGUCGGGGGCAUCGUCGACCUGUUUGUGUUUCUCGGGCCCACCGCGCGUGAGGUGGUGGGGCAGUUCGCGUCCGUCGUCGGCCGCCCCGCGCUUCCGCCCUACUGGGCGCUCGGGUAUCACUUGUGCCGGUACCAUUACGCCAACGUCGCGCAAGUGCGGGAUGUCGUCCACCGGAUGCGGGCCGCCGACGUGCCCCAAGACGCCCAGUGGACCGACAUUGACGUUCUCGACGGGUACUUUGACUUUACAUGGGACAACACUACGUUUCCACACAUGGACUCGUUCGUCCAGCACGAUUUGCACGCGUUUGAUGUGCACUUUGUCCCUAUUGUGGAUGCCGGCAUCGGCCUAUCUCGACCCACAGACCCCGCGUACGUCGACGGACUUGACCAGCGGGUGUUUAUGGCGGACGAAUCCAACUCGUCGCUAGAGGUGGGCCGCGUGUGGCCCGGCGACGUCGCGUUCCCAGACUUUUUUCACCCCAAUGCAUCGAUAUAUUGGGAAGCGCAACUGCGGCGAUAUUACAAGAGCGUGGCGUACGAUGGGAUUUGGCUCGAUAUGAACGAACCGAGCAGCUUUUGCACCGACAGCGACACGUCACCGACGUCGUGCGCGCCGCCGUCGUCGUCCAUCGCGAUCAUCCGGUCGAAGGACUGCAUGUUUCCCAUGGAUCCAUUCCGGCAGCCGUUCGCGCCGGGUCAGCAUCGCCAAGGAGGCGGCAACCUCGCGACCAUGACCGCGUCCCUGGCCGCGCACCAGUUUGUGUCGUCGCAUUACAACCUGCACUCGCUGUACGGACACUCGGAGGUCCGCGCCACCCGCGAGGCGAUCGACCGCGUCCGGACCAAGCGGUCGUUUGUUUUGUCUCGGUCGACGUUUGCCGGCGACGGACAGUACGCCGCCCACUGGCUCGGAGACAACUCGGCCACGUGGGAGGACCUGCGGCUUGGGGUCGCGGGGGUGCUCGCCAUGAACGUCAUGGGGAUGCCCAUGGUCGGGCCAGACACGUGCGGGUUUGACGGCAACACGACCAAGGAGCUGUGCAUUCGAUGGCACCAGGCAGCGAUUCUGUUUCCAUUCCUUCGCAACCACAACGCGGCCGAGAAGGAUCAGGCGCCAGUGGAUUUCGACUCUGACGCGACUGCGAUGAUCCGCCACACGCUGCGCCAACGCUACCAGCUGCUGCCGUACCUGUACACGCAACUGUAUCGCAUGCACGUGGACGGUGGCGCGGUGGUGAUCCGACCGUUGUACUUUGAGUUCCCGUCGGUGGACACGUUCGCCCUGGACGCGCAGUACCUCGUAGGGCCCGCGUUGUUGGUGUCGCCAGUGCUGGACGAAGGUGCUGUACGGGUCCGGGCGUAUUUUCCUCCAGAGGACGAUUGGUACGACUUGUGGACAGGAGAGAAACAACUUCUUCAUCUCAAAACCAACUCGUCCUCAGUCGACCUCGACGUGCCACUUGGUCACGUCCCCGUGCACAUUCGAGGAGGGUACAUCGUGCCCGAGCAACUCCCGGGCCGUACCACGACCGCCAGUCGACAGAAUCCGUUUCAUUUGGCUGUGGCGUUGCCUUCAAAAUCCGCCACUGGUGCGCCGUCUGUACGAGCCACGGGCGACUUGUAUAUGGACAGCGGCGACUCCCUGGACCCCGUCACCCGAGGAGUGUACACACUCGUGUCGUUUGCAGCCAUUCAUUACCCCCACAACGGGUUUGUGUUUAUCACAGGGCGUGUCGACCACCAUGGCUUUGACGGACCACAACUGCAUGUCCCGUUUCGCUCCAUGGCGGUGUAUGGGGUGCAAGGGUUUGCACUUGGGCACGCGAUCGACGUCGAGUGUGUCCAAGGCACCGUCACGUCCUCUGGAACUUCGUCGUAUAACGCGACGACAGGAGAGCUGAUGCUGCAGAAUCUCCAGCUCGUCGUGGGCGAGCCGUUUGAAGUUCGCGUAUUCCCAACUGACUCUUCGUCCAAGCAUCCUGUGUGGGGUCCUACCUUUGGCGACGACAACAAUGGUGUAGUGUCGUAUACUUAACAAUGCUCAAAAUGCAAAACAGCAUUUAACGUCGUUGAAA
Messenger RNA from Aphanomyces astaci, 3164 nucleotides. RefSeq lists its product as hypothetical. The record is from RefSeq and is a predicted model, not a curated record. Gene Ontology annotation, biological process: carbohydrate metabolic process. Lineage: Eukaryota; Oomycota; Saprolegniomycetes; Saprolegniales; Verrucalvaceae. The transcript is spliced from 4 exons. Gene Ontology annotation, molecular function: carbohydrate binding; hydrolase activity, hydrolyzing O-glycosyl compounds. Bases 14 to 3124 code for a protein of 1036 amino acids.